AUGCGCAGCAGAUUCAAUAGAAAGCAUAUUCUGGAGAUUGUUAAUCAGAAUGGAGUGGUGGUUGAAGAACCAAAAAGGAUUAAAGAAGAGGCUGUAAAGUUUUAUUGUAAUUUAUUUGGGACUGAUUCAAUUGAUGAGGGAACCUGCCCAAAUUCUAUCCACCUUUCGGGUGAUAUUUCUGAAAUUCAGAUAUUGGAAUUGGAAAGGGAGAUUAGUAGAGAGGAGAUCAAGGGUGUGGUCUUUGCUAUGAAAGAUUCUAAGGCCCCAGGGCCUGAUGGUUUCGGGGCUAGAUUUUACAAAACAACCUGGGAGAUUAUUAAGGAGGACCUUAUCAAGGCUAUUAAUUGGUUUUUUGAGAACUCCCUUAUGCCCUAUUCUGUUAAUGCUACCUUUAUUUCUCUGAUCCCUAAAUCUGGAGAUGCUUCCUCCUUUGCGGGCUAUAGACCCACUGCCCUUUGCAAUCUGCUUUAUAAGAUCAUUUCUAAGAUCAUCUCUAAUAGACUCCAGAAGGUUAUCGGCGAGGUGAUCAGUUUCAAUCAAUCAGCUUUUAUCAAAGGAAGAUCUAUAGUUGAUAAUAUUCUUGUUUGCCAUGAUAUUGUGAGAGGAAUUGAGCAGAAAGCAGCCAACCCCACUGUGGUGUUGAAGGUUGAUCUCCAUAAAGCCUAUGACUCCUUGAGCAGGAACUUUCUAUUUGGAGUGAUGGAAAGAAUGGGCUUCACAGGGAAAUUCCUUGGAUGGGUUAAGGCUUGUGUUACCACACCCAUGUUCUCCGUUCUCAUCAAUGGCAGCCCCACAGGUUACUUCAAGGGAGAUAGAGGUAUCAGGCAAGGUGACCCGCUCUCUCCUUAUUUGUUCACUAUUGCCAUGGAAGCUUUUUCAGGAAUUAUACGAAGGCUGGAAGUAGAUGGUCAAAUCAAAUUGCUGCCUAGAUGUAAAGCUCUACAUCUUUCUCACCUUAUAUUUGCGGAUGACCUAAUGAUCUUUGUGAAGGCCAAUCGCGAAUCUGUUUUGGCUAGUUUGGGGGGUCUUGACGAGUUUGCAAGUCUUUCAGGGCUGCAUCUCAAUAGAUCUAAGUCCUCUAUUAUUGUAGGGGGCCUAACUCAAACUAGUAGUAUGGAACUUUUGGAAUUAACGGGUUUCUCUGAGACCACUCUCCCUAUCAGAUCCACCAAACUUUGGCUCGAUAAGUGGCACCCAGAGGGAGUCCUUUUUAAUAGGUUUGGUAGUAGGAUUUGCUAUGAUGCGGGAUCUUAUGCGCUUGCAGCCCAUCAUGCACUUGUCAAGGAAAUUGUUCGGGAUGGAGACUGGCUGCCUGGCCCUUCAACCUCUUUUGACCUUAUUGAUGUGUGGAGAGCCCUCCCCUCCAUUGAUAAGUUGCAUGGUGACAACCCGGAUUUGGUAAUAUGGACUGGCAAUCCGACAGGUAUCUUUUCAACCAAAUCGGCUUGGAAUGCCACCCGUGUGAAGGCCAACCCCGUGGAUUGGAGUGAAGCAGUUUGGUUUGAAGGCAGCAUUAAGUCCCACUCUUUUGUUUCUUGGAGGUGUCUGGUCGAUGCUCUCCCCACUAGGGAUAAUCUUCUUCACAGGGGGAUCCCGGUUCAACUUAGUUGUGAGUUUUGUUGGGCUGGUAUUGAGAGCAGAAACCAUAUUUUCUUUGCUUGCCCUUUUUCCAUUGAUAUUUGGAGGAGGAUCUUUGGUAUGUGUUCUCUUCAUGGACAGGCUCCCAUGAACAUAUUUGAUGCUGCCAUUUGGGUUCGUUAUGCGGCAGGAAGAGCGGGGAGCUUAGGUGUGGUUUUAAAGCUUGCAUUUUGUGCCACUAUCAAGCAUAUUUGGUUUGAAAGAAAUUUCAGAAUUUUUCGGCAAAAGGCUAGAUCUAAGGAUCAGAUUGUGGAAGCUAUCAAGGGGGAUGUUAGGACUGUAGUCACAUCUGGUUCUUUGAGUGGGGAUCCUAGUCCUGCUAAUUCCCACAUUGCUUCGGCCUGGAACUUGCAAGUUCAUUGGGCUAUUAGGAUGCCGAGACCAUGCUCGUGGUUCUUACCUCCUAACAAUUUGUGGUCCCUUCACUGUGAUGGUUCGCUGUCCGAUGGUAGAGCUGCUUUUGGAGGAGUGAUUCGUAAUGCGAUUGGACAACCUGUAGCUGCAUUUUCUAACCAAGGGCUGGAACUUUGCAUUCUCUCCAUGGAGCUGGCUGCUAUACAUAGAGGCAUCUCCCUUUGCAUAGAGAGAGGAAUCCUUGAUGUUUCUAUCAUAUCUGAUUCCAAGUUGGCGAUUGACACUAUUUCUGGCAAGGUUGUAGGACCUUGGAAAGUACAACCUCUCAAGAGUAGAAUCCUUGCUUUGGCAAAUGAUUUGAGAAUGAAAGAAUUCACCCAUGUUUGGAGAGAACAAAAUCGACCAGCAGAUUUUAUGGUCUGCAGUCCUUGCGACUCAUAUGGGGUAGUUUGGGAUCCUGGAGAUUUCCCCCCUGCCCUUAUUCACUACCUUAAACAGGACUCAGAUUUUGUCACUUAUUACAGGCCGUAG
This is a messenger RNA of Telopea speciosissima, 2523 nucleotides long. RefSeq lists its product as uncharacterized. Bases 1 to 2523 code for a protein of 840 amino acids. Gene Ontology annotation, molecular function: RNA-DNA hybrid ribonuclease activity; nucleic acid binding. Lineage: Eukaryota; Viridiplantae; Streptophyta; Magnoliopsida; Proteales; Proteaceae. The record is from RefSeq and is a predicted model, not a curated record. The transcript has 2 exons.